This is a messenger RNA of Jaculus jaculus (lesser Egyptian jerboa), 3712 nucleotides long. It is a transcript of the gene Adamtsl2, whose product is annotated as ADAMTS like 2. NCBI's taxonomy places the organism in Eukaryota, Metazoa, Chordata, Mammalia, Rodentia, Dipodidae. The record is from RefSeq and is a predicted model, not a curated record. The transcript is spliced from 19 exons. Gene Ontology annotation, biological process: extracellular matrix organization. Gene Ontology annotation, cellular component: extracellular matrix. The coding region runs from base 157 to 3039 and encodes 960 amino acids.
GGGAGGCGGGACAGAGAGAGAGAGAGAGAGAGAGAGAGAGAGAGAGAGAGAGGCAGAGCACUGCACGUCUCUGCACAGCGCCUCCCUGCAAGGCACACCUGGCCGCCAGCUCUCACCCCUUUCCUGGGGAGGACAACCUGCUGAUCUCAGGCCAGAAUGGAUGGCAGAUGGCAGCAUUCACGCUGGGCCUGGUCCUUGCUGGCCAUGGCAGUUGUGACUGGGGGUACAGCAUCUACUGAAGCCUUGGAUAACAGCCCCACAUCCAACAGCCUGGAAGGAGGUAUGGACGCCACUGCCUACUGGUGGGGGGAGUGGACCAAGUGGACAGCGUGCUCCCGCAGCUGCGGAGGAGGGGUGAUGUCCCAGGAGCGACACUGUCUACAGCAGAGGAGGAAGUCUAUUCCAGGUGCGGGCAACAGGACCUGUGUGGGUACAUCCAAACGGUACCAGCUCUGCAGAGUACAGGACUGUCCACCGGAUGGGAGGAGCUUCCGCGAGGAGCAGUGUGUCUCCUUCAACUCCCGUGUGUACGACGGCCGGGCCUACCAGUGGAAGCCUCUGUAUCCGGAUGACUACGUCCACAUCUCCAGCAAGCCGUGCGACUUGCACUGCACCACUGUGGACGGCCAGCGGCAGCUCAUGGUCCCCGCCCGCGACGGCACAUCCUGCAAGCUCACCGACCUGCGAGGGGUUUGCGUGUCUGGAAAAUGUGAGCCCAUCGGCUGUGAUGGAGUGCUUUUCUCCACCCACACACUGGACAAGUGCGGCGUGUGCCGGGGCGAUGGGAGCAGCUGCACCCACGUGACGGGCAGCUACCGCAAGGGCAACACUCACCUGGGUUACUCCCUGGUGACCCACAUCCCAGCUGGUGCCAGGGACAUCCAGAUCGUGGAGAGGAAGAAGUCGGCUGAUGUGCUAGCUCUUGCAGAUGAAGCUGGCUUCUACUUUUUCAAUGGCAACUAUAAGGUGGACAGCCCCAAGAACUUCAACAUUGCUGGCACUGUAGUCAAGUACCGCCGGCCCAUGGACGUCUAUGAAACCGGAAUUGAGUACAUCGUGGCUCAAGGGCCCACGAACCAGGGCCUGAACGUUAUGGUUUGGAACCAGAAUGGCAAAAGCCCCUCCAUCACCUUCGAGUACACGCUGCUGCAGCCACCACACACGCACCGCCUGCAGCCGGUCUACUACAGCCUCUCUGAGCCAGAGCCUGCCUCCGAGAGCGCCGAGAGCACAGAGGACCACGAGCUGGACGGCGCUGGGCUGCUGGGCUUUGUGCGACACAACGGCUCGCUCUAUCGCCAGGCGUCCUCGGAGCGGCUGGGCCUGGACAACCGGUUGUUUGGCCCUUUAGGCCCUGAGGUGGAGCUGGGCCCAAGUCGGGGCCAGGAGACCAAUGAGGUGUGCCAAUCAGCCAGUGGUGGGGCCUGCGAGGGCCCUGCCAGGGGCAAAGGCCUCCGAGAUCACAACACCACUGGGCCAGCUCUCUCAGGGGACAAGGACGACCAGGAGGAAGAUGUUCAUUUCACCUCCCAGGAGCUCCUCUCAGCCAAUGCCAUCUCUGACCAGCUCCUGGGCACAGGGUCCGACUCAAAGGAGUUCACUGUCAACGAGACCAUCAAUAGCAUCUUUGCCCAGGGCGCCCCUAGGAGCUCCCCAGCAGAGAGCCUCUAUGUGGAUUAUGAGGAGAACGAGGGACCUGCUGCUUACCUGAUCAAUGGGUCCUACCUGGAGUUGAGUAGUGACAGGGUCACCAACACCUCCUCUGAGGCUCCGUUUCCCAACAUCAGCGCCAGUCUCCCCACCUUGGCCGGAAACAGGACUCACAAGGCUAGGACCAGACCCAAGGCGCGCAAGCAAGGCGUGAGUCCAGCCGACAUGUACCGGUGGAAGCUCUCAUCCCAUGAGCCCUGCAGCGCCACGUGCACCACAGGGGUCAUGUCCACGUACGCCAUGUGCGUCCGAUACGAUGGCAUCGAGGUGGAUGACAGCUACUGUGAUGCCCUGACCCGUCCUGAACCCGUCCAUGAGUUCUGCGCUGGAAGGGAGUGCCAGCCCAGGUGGGAGACCAGCAGCUGGAGCGAAUGCUCGCGCACCUGUGGUGAGGGCCAGCAGUUCCGCAUCGUGCGCUGCUGGAAGAUGCUGUCCCCCGGCUUCGACAGCUCUGUGUACAGCGACCUGUGCGAGGCUGCCGAGGCGGUGCGGCCCGAGGAGCGCAAGACCUGCCGCAACCCGGCCUGUGGGCCUCAGUGGGAGAUGUCCGAGUGGUCCGAGUGCACAGCUAAGUGUGGGGAGCGCAGCGUGGUGACCAGGGACAUCCGCUGCUCAGAAGAUGAGAAGCUGUGUGACCCCAACACCAGGCCCGUGGGCGAGAAGAACUGCACGGGGCCACCCUGUGACCGCCAGUGGACUGUCUCAGACUGGGGACCGUGCAGCGGGAGCUGCGGGCAGGGCCGCACCAUUAGGCACGUGUACUGUAAGACCAGCGAUGGACGGGUGGUCCCCGAGUCUCAGUGUCAGACAGAGACCAAGCCUUUGGCCAUCCACCCCUGUGGAGACAAGAACUGCCCUGCGCACUGGCUGGCCCAGGACUGGGAGCGGUGCAACACCACCUGUGGGCGCGGUGUGAAGAAGCGACUGGUCCUCUGCAUGGAGUUGGCCAAUGGGAAGCCGCAGACGCGGAGCGGUCCUGAGUGUGGGCUGGCCAGGAAGCCCCCUGAGGAAAGCACAUGCUUUGAGAGGCCCUGCUUCAAAUGGUACACCAGCCCCUGGUCAGAGUGCACCAAGACGUGUGGAGUGGGCGUGAGAAUGCGAGACGUGAAGUGCUACCAGGGAACCGACAUCGUCCGUGGCUGUGACCCACUAGUGAAGCCCGUCGGCAGGCAGGCCUGUGACCUGCAGCCUUGCCCUACAGAGCCCCCAGAUGACAACUGCCAGGACCAGCCAGGCACCAACUGCGCGCUGGCCAUCAAGGUGAACCUCUGUAGCCACUGGUACUACAGCAAGGCCUGCUGCCGUUCCUGCAGGCCUCCGCACUCCUAGGCCGGUGCCGUGGCCCCUGGGACCCAAGCCCCUCACCCUGUGGCUCUCCCUGUGACACCUGCCCCACAGGACAUCUCGGGCUGUGAAGAAAUGACACUGGGCCUCUGCUGAUAAGAAGGGACUCUCAUGCUGUGACCCUUGGCUCUACCCGGAGGGAGAGCCCUCAGUGCCUUGCUGGCCCAGCCCCAGACAGAGCCACCCUGCCGUGGGAGCCAUACAUAGAGCCCCGAGGAGCCUGUGUUUGUGCCUACCCCCGAGGGCCUUGAGCCCAAAGCCCAGGGCAGGUGACAACCCCCUCCCCCCCCACCCCCCGCCAAGGCCCAGGCCCUUCUCCAAGAUGACAAGGUGGUGCAGCCCUUCAAGAUGACUUGCAGAUGGCUUAAGGGCAGCACUCCCUCCUUCAGCUGUCUUGGGUGAGGAGGGGCCUCGGGGCAGCCAAGGAGCCCAGGCUGCCCACCCUUCCCUGCUGGUUUUAGGGCGUAUCCCUUCAUGGUGCCUCCCUAGUGCCACGGCUACCUACCAUACCUCCUUUCCCGGGGCUCUGUUGCGGUUUAGGAGGGGACAGCCUUCCUGCCAUCCUCGCGGCGUCUGUGGUUCUGAGCAGUGGUGUCCCCGCCAUCGUUCACGCUACUCACUGGUGUAUGUUAAUAAAGUGACUGUAUUUAUGGCGGCA